Molecule: messenger RNA, 1707 nt
Organism: Laccaria bicolor S238N-H82
Lineage: Eukaryota; Fungi; Basidiomycota; Agaricomycetes; Agaricales; Hydnangiaceae
Exons: 16
Coding region: 1-1707 (568 amino acids)
Source: RefSeq, a predicted model, not a curated record
AUGUCUCACUCUUACCGUAACGAUCUGAAUUUCUACGACCAGGAUAUUUCUGAAUUUUUUGAAAACCAACUGCCGCACACCGAUAUGCACUAUGGAUCUGAGGGUGCCAACGAUUUUAAUAUACCAGAGCAGUGGCAAGUCCACUUGCCUUCGAACACCUUUAUCAGACAGCUGAACUGGCGUGACGUUGAGGAUGAAGUCGAUCAUUGGCGAACGGUGGCCCAAAGCGAAUACUGUGAACCUUAUUUCGUCUCCUUGUGCUAUUCGACAGCACUCGAGACACCCAUUGAAUUCUAUGUUGGGCUUUCGCCAUUGAGUCUACUAACUCUCGAGAAGAUGGAGGAGAGACACCGCCAACACUAUAUUCUAUCGGUCGAAGGUUCCUUUGGGGUUCAAGAUGGCCCCGUAUUGCAAGAACGUAUUCCACCAUUUCGGGGAAGGAUUUUAACGACCUAUGGAACCUUCCCCUACCACUCAGUGGUUCCAUUACCAGAGGAAAACCAUUUAUCAAUUGGCUAUUUAUCGUCAGAUGGUGUCACCCUCAACAGUGAAGAUAAGGUUUUUAUAUUUGUAGGCCACAACUCUUCGGAGUUUCAGAUUCAAAGAUUUCAUCGUUACGUUGAGCACAUGUUACGCGGUAGAGCCUACAUUGGCUCAAUCCACGCCGAUGGUAACAGGAUCAUGCAAGGUCAAGAAAUCAUUCCGGGUGCUCCAACUCUCCCCUAUCUCAAGUACGACCUAGACGAUAUAAGAAUAUUUGGGAAGGCACAACUCCUCACACUGCCCGAAUACCAGAGACUCAAGCAGUCUCCAACACACCUCCGACUCACUGAGCAUGUCCAUCUGGACCACCUUCCAAUACCUGCCUUUGACCCAAAUUUCAAUAACGGCCAGAAUCUAGGAAGGUUGCUGUCUACGGGAGGCAAGGGUGGUCAAGCUAGUGCUUGUCAGAUUAAGAUCCUCCUUGACUACGCCCCUGGUACGGCGAAACAAUUGGACGAUCUGGACAUUUUUAUCCAAAGUCUGGUUCUCACCAGAAUCCCAUUAAACUAUACCCCUGCCACACACGCUGGUACAUCGCAUACCCUAUCCACGGAGAUGCAUGCCGCCUUCAAAUCAAUUUGGGAAGAGGGUAAAAGGCUAUAUCCGCCAAAAUAUCCUUUGGAAGACUACAUGUACGAAACACCAGUUGCGCCUCCACAAGACUACAUAAAACUUCUACAUGUUUGCCUAAGUUUUCUCUAUAAUGCUAUCUCCAAAAAGGUCGACGGGAUUGUUCAUACCGCAGUUGCCGAAUUUCUUGGGAAUUUGCAUCUGGGCGACGAUGAAGCGGGUGGACUUUCGACGAUGUUGGACGAGCCUUUUCAACACCAGUUGCUUUUCAUGAUGGUGCAAAAUCUUAUUUGCAAACCGACUUUAAAUUCAGUGAGCAACUCAAAGUCCUCUAGACUGGGAACAGUCCGCAGUGAAAUUUUAAUUGCCCGGAAAUCGCUAAUUGGGGUCCCCAACGAGAUAAUUGCAAAUGUUCUUGCCAAGAUUUACCGGAUGGGUGCCAUGGAGCUUAAAAUACAUCCCAUUGAUUUGAGGAAGGAAUCGGACGUCUUUCAAACCAUGGUCUCAAGAAUGGACGCCAUCGAAAGGCCUCACUACAAACACACAAGUAACAGCUUCAAGUCAAUGAAGUUUGAAUUGCUUCAAAUUACUUAG